Tremella mesenterica DSM 1558 is the source of this 1539-nucleotide messenger RNA. RefSeq lists its product as uncharacterized. Gene Ontology annotation, cellular component: endoplasmic reticulum membrane. Gene Ontology annotation, molecular function: squalene synthase [NAD(P)H] activity. The transcript has 6 exons. The record is from RefSeq and is a predicted model, not a curated record. The coding region runs from base 1 to 1539 and encodes 512 amino acids. Gene Ontology annotation, biological process: farnesyl diphosphate metabolic process; ergosterol biosynthetic process. Lineage: Eukaryota; Fungi; Basidiomycota; Tremellomycetes; Tremellales; Tremellaceae.
AUGAUUCAUUUCAAAAUCUGGCGUGACGCUCGAGACAUCACAGAUCCGAAGGAGUAUGCCACGACAGGAUAUGAUCGUCCCAGUAUGAGAAAAUGCUGGGAGUUUUUGGAUAGAGCCAGUAGGAGUUUUGCAAUGGUCAUCAAGGAACUUGAGGGAGAUCUCGCUCGGACGGUUUGCAUCUUUUACUUGGUCCUUAGAGCGUGCGACACUCUCGAAGAUGACAUGACGUUACCCAACAGCGUUAAACUUCCCAUGUUGAGAUCGCUAUACCUCAAGCUGCACGAACCUGGAUGGAACUUUGACGGUAGUGGGCCAAACGAAGCAGACAGGAUGACAUUAGCCGAAUUUGAUGUUAUACAAAAAGAAUUUUCCAUGCUUGACGAACGAUAUCAACUAGUCAUCGAGGAUAUUUGCAUGAAGAUGGGCAGAGGAAUGGCCGAUUUUGCGGCCUUGGCAACUCCGGAGAAACCCGUGGCAGAAAUCAACACCAUGGCCGAUUAUGAUCUUUAUUGUCAUUACGUCGCCGGUUUGGUCGGUGAGGGGUUAUCUGGAAUCUUCGCGGCUUCAGGAAAAGAAAGAGCCUUCAUUGCCAACCAACUCACAUUAUCAAACUCGAUGGGUAUGAUAUUGCAAAAGACCAACAUCCUCCGCGACGUAAAAGAAGAUGUUGAGGAAGGAAGAGGCUUUUGGCCUCGUGCUAUUUGGGGGAAAUACGGGUUCGAUUCUAUGAAAGAACUCCUGGAUCCUACGAGGGAGAAACAGGCUUUAUUCGCAGCUAGUGAGAUGACUUUGGACGCUCUUCGACACGCUACGGAUUCUUUGGAUUACCUGACGUUGAUCAAGAAUCAAAGUGUUUUCAACUUUGUGGCUAUUCCACCAGUCAUGGCUAUAGCUACGUUGGAGAGAUGUUACAUGAACCCGAAUGUACUAAAGAAGAAUGUCAAGAUCCGACGAGGUGAAACCAUCCAACUCAUACUGCGCGCGACCAACCCUAGAGAUGUAGCACUCAUCUUCCGUUCGUACGCCAGGAAAAUACAUCAGAAAACAGCGAGAGAUGAUCCCAAUUUGCUUAAAAUGAGCAUUGCAUGUGGCAAGAUCGAACAAUGGACAGAACAUCAUUACCCUUCUUUCCUACAGAUACGUAUGCAAAAUGGAGCCAUCACCACCGUCAUAGAUGACAACUCGUCCGACGGUAGGGUACCUUUGUAUCAUAGAAUCUCUAAACAGAUUAAGGAUAAACAAGAUGAAGAGAAGAGAGAACAGUGGGUGGCUCAGAUGGUCGAUAAAGAGAUACAAGAUCUUCAUGCUGAUUGGGGUAGGUAUCAUCAAAUCAAAAGAAGAGUAUCUGGAGAGGGAGGAACAACGGAGCGUGUGAGGGAGAUUGAAGAUGCUCAGCCUUUCCCGUGGUUGAUCGUUAUCGGUGCUAUCGUUGGCUUCAUUGCGCUCAUAGUUGCCAUUUCUGGUGUGGUGUAUUAUCUCGUGGCUGUGACCUUCAAAGAUGUGAGUCCGUCAGUCACCAAUCCUAUCCGUGCUUACUGA